UUGUCACACGCUAUUCAUGUUUAAAAGCCUGCUAAAAUUAACUAACGCUUGCAAUAAGACACUAACUGUUGUUCCGAAAAUGCCCAGAGAGAGGACUUCGAUAACCGACGUUAGCCUCUCGAGUCAGUCAACCGGCCGUUAAGCGACCCCGCGCGCUCCGUGCUAACGGACGAUGCUAACGGCUCGCUAGCGGCUCGCUACCGGCUGCGGGGAGACGCUCCUGCUGAUGGAAGCUUUGUCUUGUUUUCAUUGUCAGUAAUGUGUCAGCUGCUAUCGCGGUUCAUCACCGAUAGAUGUCACUGUUGAAAUGUGAUUCUUCAGUUAGUGGUAUUAUUGUGUGUUUUCAAUGGAGCGUACUCGCGGUUCAUUAACGUUAACUGCUAAACAAAUAAUGUCUUGAAGGGGCCUCGUGCUGAUGUAACGUUAACUAGUGUAUAAAACAAUAUUUUAGCCAUUGAACUUGAAAACCUCCUUAGAACGUGAAGAAAAGUCCCUUUCCACCCUACAGGAGGAGCUGCGAAACCUGCGCUCUGAGAUUAGAGAUCGGGAGGCGUCAGGACACGGGAGCAACUCCCUGCUAUCACGGUAUAUUGCUGACAACUGACAGAAAAUGUCUGAGACGUCAAGUGAUACAGAGUCGUCCUGUGGCUGGACCAUUAUUAGUAAUGAGGGUUCAGAUAUUGAGACUUUGGGGUUGGAGACUGAGCUGUUAGCGGUGCCUGCAGUGAAGGAAGCAGAGCUGCAGGAUCAACAGGCGUCUCUAUCUAAUGCUCAGUGUGUUGAGGAGAAGGUUGCGGAGUCCCUCGACGAAACUCUGGAAGAACCAACUGUAGAUGAGACAUUGUGUGCUUCAGAGCCCAGAGAUAGCAACUCCAAAGGGAAACAGCAUGUGGCUCUGUUGUCCUCAAGCGAUCACUCAGAUAUUGUGACUCUCGGAGACUUAAAGGAGGGCGAGCACGUGGAGGUGGAAGGGGAAGAGGAGGCUGCAGCUAAUGAAGAGUUUUACCUGGGGACCUCCUGCAGCAGCCAGUAUGCCUUCACCGCAGCAGAGACUGUUUUCCUAGCAAAGCAGCCCACUGUGACAAAAUCCAGCAGCAGUGAGGAUGAGGCAGGACAAAGCCCGGGCGCUGUGGUCCGCAGACGAAGGUUGAGGAAGAACACCGCCAGCGUUGUCACAGAGCCCGAGGAGGAUGUGCUGGGGUCUGGCAGGAGUGAGGAGGAGGAAGAGGAGGUCAAAGAACAGAAUUGUCAGCAGCAGGAGGAGGAAGAAGUUGGAAGUCUGGAUUAUCGAAUGCGAGGCCAGGGCGGUAAUACCCUCAACAGCUGUAUCCUGAUCUCCCUCGUCAUCGCCAUCAGCAUCGGCUACGGACACUUCUAUGGUACAGUCCAGGUUCAAGUAAGACAGAAAACUGUAGAUAAAGUUGGGGUGAAUGAACUUGAUGUUGUGAAGGAUUUGAUUGAACAACAUGUUGGAGAACAAGCUUUUACAAACCAGAUCCAGACGGGUUACUCCGGAUUAGAUGAGAAAAAAAGGAUUUCAAUGCUCACAGAGAUGAUUGAGAAAGUAAAAAAAGAGAACCAGGACCUCAUCAUCAGACAGGAGCAUAUUCAGGCCCAGAGAGAUGACCUGGAAAUGCUGCUCAAACAGAAAACUGAGGAGAGGACCAACAUUGGGUCUCAGCAGCAGACGUUGACAGCUGAGAACCAGCUGCUGAAAACCUCCUUAGAACGUGAAGAAAAGUCCCUUUCCACCCUACAGAAGGAGCUGCGAAACCUGCGCUCUGAGAUUAGAGAUCGGGAGGCGUCGGGACACGAGAGCAACUCGCUGCUGUCAGACAUACAGGGGCUGAAAGACCAGCUGGAUGAGGAGAAACAGUUGAUCAAAAGCCUCCACAGCCAGAGGGAGGACAUGGUGGCUGAAGCACAGACACUGAGAGAGAAGCUUGACAAGGAGAGAACGGUAACCGGUGAGCUGAGGAGAGAGUUAAAUAUGCUGAGGAACCACAUCAAAACAUCUGGAAAGGAAGCUGGUUCAGACGCAGAAGAGCUCCAAUCCCGACUGAUUGAGCUGGAGAAGAAACUGAGCUUCGAGCAGCAGCGCUCCGACCUGUGGGAGAGACUGUACGUGGAGACAAAGGACGACCGAGCUAAAGGAGACACAGAGUCAAAAGUGAGAUGGACAAAAGAGGGCGUGGCGGGGAAAGUGAAACAGACGUUUGAUGCCGUGAAGAACUCCACUAAGGCAUUUGUCCAUCACCACAAAGAGCAGAUAAAGAAAGCGAAGGAAGCUGUGAAGGAGAACCUGAAGAAGUUUUCAGAUUCUAUCAAAUCAACUUUCCGACACUUCAAGCGUUCGGCUUCGACCUUCAUCAACAAAGCCAGCGGGUUUUCUGAUCAGAGGCAGGCUGAGAGGAACAGGAAAGAGUCAUGGAAGCACAGAUUCCACAAGUCUCAUCACAAACACCAACGCAAACCUGACGAUUCCUUCCACAACAAUCCCGACGCGCAAAAAUCAGAGUAUAAAGAUCAUGACGGUCAAGACGCCGACAAGAGAAACUCGAAAGGAUGCUCCGGCAUCUUUGACUGCGCCUACCAGGAGUCCAAAGUCAGGGAGCCAAUCAGAGCCGACGAAUUUUAUCCGCUGCUGCAAAGCUACGUGCACCAGGAGGCCGACCACUUCCACCACUGGAAAGAGCUGGAGUCGUUCAUCAGCGACUUCUUCCACGACGGAGUCUUCAUCCACGAUCAGAUGCUGUUCACAGACUUCGUCAGCGUCGUGGGAAACUAUCUGACCGACAUUCACCAGUCGGAGCAUCGCGGCGCCGUAUUCAGAGACCUCGGUGACUUUGUUGACCGGCACUUUGGAGAAGCUUCUAAAAAGAGCACUGGCCCAAACGGGCCAUUUGAAGGACCAGACUCCGACUCAAGGGGGUCGAGGGCGCCGCAUCCACCGCGAAGGCAGCAGAGAGCCAGACCUCGACCGCACAGUGAACGCAAAUGGAGCCGAUACGGAAGAAACGCAGACAGACACACGGCCGACGUGAAAGUAGAACUGGGUCCGUUGCCGUUUGAUCCAAAAUACUGAAAAUUUCCCCACUGAUUUAAUGUUUUGAUUUGUGUUUAGAUGCAAUAUCUCCUUUUUUUUGUAAGUUUGCACAAUGUUAAUUUGAAAUGCUACUGAACCUCCUUGAACGGUUUUGUUUUUAGGGAAUUGUUACUUUUUAGAAAAAGAUGUGGUAUACCAGAAUCAAAUUCACAAAUGUGAAGGUAAGACACUUGUAAAAAUGUAAAUUUUAGAGAUUUUAUUACUCAAAGCAACAUCGAAACCCAUCUUCAACCACUGUACCUACAUUUAGCAAUACACAUGAAUUAUCGAGCUGAAACAUAGUUCGGUAUUUUCUUUGAUUUGAACAAUUUGGAUAAAGUGUAAAUUCCACAUUCUUGGAUGCGUUUGUUUAUAGCUGUUUCAUACAGAGUGAGUGUGUGUUGUAAUUUGCUCUCAGAGUUAAGAUGCAUUCUUCUAACAUUCCACCUCUUGCUUAUUUAAACGGGACUUGAAUGUUUUGUUUGUUUUAUUUGCACAAGUUGACAAAAGGUUACUGGAAGAAAUAAUCUCACCAAAUGUAUGUUUGAAAAUAAAGUUGGUGGUAUAAAUCAGA
This is a messenger RNA of Gasterosteus aculeatus aculeatus (three-spined stickleback), 3659 nucleotides long. The record is from RefSeq and is a predicted model, not a curated record. NCBI's taxonomy places the organism in Eukaryota, Metazoa, Chordata, Actinopteri, Perciformes, Gasterosteidae.